Molecule: messenger RNA, 6631 nt
Organism: Lepisosteus oculatus (spotted gar)
Lineage: Eukaryota; Metazoa; Chordata; Actinopteri; Semionotiformes; Lepisosteidae
Gene: ptch1
Product: patched 1
Biological process (GO): negative regulation of smoothened signaling pathway
Cellular component (GO): plasma membrane
Molecular function (GO): smoothened binding; hedgehog family protein binding; hedgehog receptor activity
Source: RefSeq, a predicted model, not a curated record
CAAAUGGAGAGAGUCCUUUUUUCUGAGCUAUUGAAUCCCGGAGCUCGCACGGUCCCGCGGCCUGAGAAAGAGCAUAGCGCGCAGAAUGCUACAACAACGGAGCGGUCGGAGUCGCUGUUUUGGACAAGGAGAGCUUCUUUUCACGUUCGUCUUUUAAAAACACAUAUCUGGAGAGGACAGAAAACAGUGGAUGUGGGAAAUUGUGGAGACCUCCGGAUCACGAAAUGUUGGAAUGGAAGGCGCAGACUUUGACUCGCCGUCCUAAACAGGAGUAUGAAGUACUUUGCGAGCCCGAGAUUAGCGGUAGUGAAACUUUGUUACCCUGGAUUAUCAAAACACGCGUUCGGAGGAAUUUAAGACCGUGGAUCGCAAAAACUACAGCCCAGUCUCUACAACAUGGCCUCGGCUGUUAAUGUUUCAGAGCAGGAAAACAGAGACCCUGAUCGGCCGAGGAUAACCCGGAGGAAUAGAGGGAACUAUCGCGCAGCAGCUACAGCAACUGAUUUGGAGUAUUUGCAACGGCCGAGUUACUGUGAUGCAGCUUUUGCAUUGGAGCAAAUAUCAAAGGGGAAGGCUACUGGAAGAAAGGCACCACUGUGGCUGAGAGCAAAGUUCCAGAGACUCUUGUUUAAACUGGGGUGUUACAUACAAAAGAACUGCGGAAAGUUUUUAGUUGUUGGCCUCUUAAUAUUUGGAGCUUUUGCUGUGGGAUUAAGGGCAGCUAAUCUAGAAACCAACGUGGAGAAACUGUGGGUUGAAGUGGGAGGACGGGUAAAUCAGGAGCUGAAGUACACACGGCAGAAGAUGGGAGAAGAGGCCAUGUUCAACCCUCAACUCAUGAUUCAGACCCCACGGGAAGAAGGUGCUAAUGUACUCACGGUUGAAGCACUGAGGCAACACCUGGACUCUGCAAUUAAAGCCAGCAGAGUGCAUGUUUACAUGUACAAUAGGCAAUGGAAAUUGGAACAUCUGUGUUAUAAAUCAGGAGAACUUAUCACUGAAGCUGCGCCCAUGAAUCAGAUUAUUGAAAACCUCUAUCCUUGUUUAAUAAUCACGCCGUUGGAUUGCUUCUGGGAAGGUGCAAAACUACAGUCAGGAGUGGCCUAUCUGCCGUAUUUUGCUCCUUUUCUCAACAGAGGUAAACCCCCUGUGCAGUGGACCAACUUUGAUCCAAUGGAGUUCUUGGAGGAGCUAAAAGCCUUCAGUUACCAAGUGGACAGCUGGGAGGAGAUGCUGAUGAAGGCGGAGGUUGGCCACGGCUAUAUGGACCGCCCCUGCCUUAAUCCUGCAGACCCCGACUGCCCUGUCACAGCACCCAACAAGAACACCACUCGACCUUAUGAUGUUGCCCGCGCUCUGAAAGGUGGUUGUCACGGCCUUUCCAAAAAAUACAUGCACUGGCAGGAGGAGCUGAUCGUUGGGGGAACAACAAAGAACGGGAGUGGGAGGCUUCUGAGUGCCCAGGCUCUCCAGACCAUGUUUCAGUUAAUGACCCCCAAGCAAAUGUAUGAACACUUCAAGGAUUAUGAACAUGUUUCACAUAUCAACUGGAAUGAGGACAAGGCCGCCGCCAUCCUGGAGGCCUGGCAGAGGAGAUACUCUGAGGCUGUCCAACAGAGUGUGGCACAAAACUCCACUCAGAAGGUGCUUUCAUUCACGACUACUACAUUGGAAGACAUCCUCAAGUCAUUCUCUGAUGUUAGCGUAAUCCGUGUGGCAAGCGGCUACCUAUUAAUGCUUGCCUAUGCCUGUUUAACCAUGCUGCGGUGGGACUGCGCCAAGUCCCAGGGGGCCGUGGGGUUGGCAGGAGUCUUGCUGGUUGCACUGUCAGUGGCUGCAGGAUUGGGCCUGUGCUCUUUGAUAGGAAUUUCAUUUAACGCUGCAACAACUCAGGUUUUGCCCUUUCUUGCUCUAGGAGUUGGAGUGGACGAUGUCUUCCUACUGGCACAUGCAUUCAGUGAAACAGGACAGAAUAAAAGAAUUCCUUUUGAGGACCGAACGGGAGAAUGUUUGAAGAGAACAGGGGCUAGUGUGGCUCUGACCUCGAUCAGCAAUGUGACAGCUUUUUUCAUGGCUGCCUUGAUCCCUAUUCCUGCUCUCCGGGCAUUCUCGCUCCAGGCUGCUGUUGUCGUGGUCUUCAACUUCGCCAUGGUUCUGCUCAUCUUCCCAGCUAUUCUCAGCAUGGACCUUUACAGGCGGGAGGACCGCCGUCUUGAUAUCUUCUGCUGUCUCGUCAGUCCUUGCGCAAACAGGGUCAUUCAGAUCGAACCCCAGGCCUACGUGGACAGCAUUGACGCCAACCGCUACAGCCCUCCCCCGUCCUACAGCAGCCACAGCUUUGCGCACGAGACCCAGAUCACCAUGCAGUCCACCGUCCAGCUGCGCACCGAAUACGACCCUCGCACUCAGGCCUACUACACCACCGCCGAGCCGCGCUCCGAGAUCUCGGUGCAGCCCGUCGCCACCGCCGCCAGCAACCACACCGGCUCCUCUCGGGUCAGCACCGGUAACAAUAACAACAACAACAACAACACCACCACCAGCAGCAGCUCUGCUGGUCCAGACAGCCUGAGCUGCCAGAGCCCGGAGAGCGCCAGCUCCACCCGCGACCUGCUGUCUAACUUUACCGACACCUCUGCCCACUGCAUAGAGCCACCCUGCACCCGGUGGACCUUCUCCUCUUUUGCAGAGAAGCAUUACGCCCCUUUCCUGCUGAAGCCCACUACAAAGGUUGUGGUUAUAUUCCUCUUUCUGGGUUUGCUUGGCAUCAGUUUGUACGGGACAACCCGUGUUCGCGAUGGGCUGGAGCUGACGGACAUUGUGCCUCGGGAGACGAGCGAGUAUGACUUCAUCGGAGCACAGUUCAAGUACUUCUCCUUCUACAACAUGUAUGUCGUCACGCAAAAGGCAGACUAUGCCAAUUUGCAGCCCCUGCUCUAUGACCUGCACAGACGCUUUGGCAAUGUGAAAUACAUCCUGAAGGAAGAAAACGGACAGCUUCCCAAAAUGUGGCUGCACUUCUUUCGGGACUGGCUACAAGGUUUGCAAGAGGCCUUUGACCGUGACUGGGAAGCAGGGAAAAUCACCCAGACCACCUACAGGAAUGGAUCUGAUGAUGGCGUUCUAGCUUACAAGCUUCUGGUGCAAACUGGAAACCGGGACAAACCCAUCAACUUCAGCCAGCUGACGAAACAGCGCCUGGUGGACGCGGACGGCAUCAUCAACCCAAGUGCGUUUUACAUCUACCUGUCUGCCUGGGUCAGCAACGACCCUGUGGCCUAUGCGGCCUCCCAGGCCAACAUCAGGCCCCACCCCCCCGAGUGGAUCCACGACAAGACAGACUACAUGCCCGAGACCAGGCUCAACAUUCCAGCCGCUGAACCCAUCGAAUAUGCUCAGUUUCCUUUCUACCUCAAUGGGCUGCGGGAGACACCCCAGUUUGUUGAAGCGAUUGAAAGCGUCAGGUCAAUCUGCAGCAACUACAGCAGACAGGGGUUGCCCAGCUACCCCAAUGGCUACCCCUUCCUGUUCUGGGAGCAGUACAUUGGCCUGCGCCACUGGCUUCUUCUGUCAAUCAGCGUGGUGCUGGCCUGCACCUUCCUGGUCUGCGCGCUCUUCCUUCUCAACCCAUGGACGGCCGGCAUCAUUGUGCUGGUCUUGUCCCUGAUGACUGUGGAGCUCUUUGGGAUGAUGGGCCUGAUCGGGAUCAAGCUGAGUGCUGUCCCUGUGGUCAUUCUCAUCGCCUCUGUGGGCAUUGGAGUCGAGUUCACUGUCCAUGUGGCUUUGGCCUUCCUAACUGCCAUUGGGGACAGGAACCGCCGCGCUGUCCUGGCAUUGGAGCACAUGUUUGCUCCCGUGCUGGAUGGGGCCUUCUCCACGCUUCUUGGAGUUCUGAUGCUCGCGGGCUCUGAAUUUGACUUCAUUGUCAGGUACUUCUUCGCUGUGCUGGCAAUCCUGACUGUGCUUGGAGUUCUGAAUGGACUGGUGUUGCUUCCUGUUUUACUGUCAUACUUUGGCCCGUAUCCUGAGGUGUCUCCCGUCGACGGGAGGAGCCGCUUGCCGACCCCGUCCCCCGAGCCGCCCCCUCGCGUCGUGCGGUUCGCAGUCCACCCCCGGCCCCCGGCCAACGGCUCCGACUCCUCGGACUCGGAGUACAGCUCCCACACCACCGUCUCCGGGGUCAGCGAGGAGCUGCAGCAGUACGACUCCCGUCGCCACCCGGCUCACACCACCCGCCGGGUCCUGCUCGAAGCCACCGAGAACCCAGUCUUCCCGCGCUCCACCGCCGUACCUCUAGAAGCCAGGCAGCAGCGGCCCAGGCCCUGGCCCCGGCCUCCCGCCCAGCCGCAGGAGCACGCCCGGCGGUACAGCAGCAGGGACCCCAGAAGGGACUCGGCGAGGGACAGCCAGCAGCCGCCGCCGCCGCAGCAGCAAGCACCCCCUCACCGGCCGCGCAUGGACGCUUUCGAAACUGCUACUGAAGGGCGUUCGGGCCCCGGUCGCAGGGACCGCUCAGGGCACCGCUCCCACCCCCACAGCACUAGACACCAAGCUUUCACCGCCGUGGGUCCCUCAGGGCCAGCGUACUGCCAGCCUAUCACCACCGUGACUGCCUCGGCCUCCGUCACGGUCGCUGUGCAUUCACUCCCCGGCCAGGGCCCACAUUACCCAGCAUUCCCCUCUCCAGAAGGCUCCCAGCAGGCGGAUCCCGGACCCUUCGAAGACCCCCACGUGCCUUUUAACAUUCACAGCGACAGGAGGGACUCUAAAAUGGAGGUCAUGGAGCUGCAGGAUGUAGAAUGUGAAACGCAGAGUGAGGUUGAGCAGGAGAGCUCUGCCAGCUAAGUGAGAGAGUUCUGAAGCACAAAAGGCCAAAGAUGGGGAGUCCUUCUGUUCUGAACCUGCAGGAGAACUGCUUGAAGUUAGGGAAAUCUACAUACAUGCUGCAUCAGGAAGAUGGUUCACUGUUACUGUAACCUAGUGUAUUAUUUUGUCAAAUAUAUAUAUAUAAAUAUUUAAAAGAUGUAAACAUGUGUAUAAUACAAAUGUAAAUUAGCUGUAAUGUAGGAGACAAACAACUCCUGUUAAUAGACUGGGGACAACACUCUGUGUAAUCUAUACUGUACACUCAUCUGUGUAUCUGUGCCACGAGUAAGCUUAAUCUAGUCAUACAUUUCAGCAUAAGUUGUUGCUGCUUAAAUAUUGUAUAAUUUACUUGUAUAAUUCUAUGCAAAUAUUUCUUUUAUGGUAUAGUAAUUUGUGAGAUUGUGUAAGAGCAGUGGAUGUGUGAGUGUGUAUAAAGGUACGCAUUUUGUUUUUAAAUGUUAAUUUUCAUAUCACAAACCUGUGGUAGUAUGAAAUGUUACUGUUUAACUUUCAAACACGCUAUGCGUGAUAUUUAAAAUGAUCAGAUAUGAAGAAAAAAGCACGUUAUUCUUUGUGAGUGGCUGAGACUCUUUUGCUUGUUUUUUCCUUUUUUCUCUGAUACUGUAUCUCGUAUCUGGUGUUUUUUACUGUAAAACAGCCAUUGGUGCACUCACAUUCCAGUCAGAACUGUUACCCCUUCACUGCCAAACACAACAGAACCUAAAAUGUGAAAUGGCAAUAGUCUGUUUUAAUUACCUAAGAAAUUCACUGUUAAUAUUUCAAAUCUGCCAUUCUUUAAUUUGUUUCCACUUUAUUGUUUAUUAAAGAAUGUUAACCAGUUUUUAUUCCCAAUGGGGAAAAUAAAGACAGGAUAAGUGUUAAAGAAGCAGAAGUUAGGUCAUUGGCUUUUUAGAUAAUUAAAACAGACUUGCCUACAGAGGAUCUUGUGAAAACUUUUUUUUUUUACUGAUGCGUUAAUGAAGAUGCCAGUUACACAAGCUCUUAAAAGAUCAAAGAGUAAACUGGAAAUGCCUGCAAUUUUUUUUUUGCCAUAUGCCAUAAAUGCAACUUCUCAAAUUCUAAAGUAAAGCACUGUCGCAGUAUCCAUAUAGGUAUAAGCUACAACUAGAUCUGAUUUAACCUCGCACUUGAACUUGACUGCGGUAAAAACGCAGUAUCUACAGUGGGAAAAAUAGCGCUGGCCCUUUUUAUUGUUUUUGUUAUUCCUCUUAUCCCGCUAUUCCGUACUUCAGAUAAGCUUCAAUGACAAGUACACCAACGGUUAAGCACUGAAUGGCCCUACUAAACCGGCACACUGUCUGAUUCCCCAAAGUUUUAAUGACAGCGAAGACAACUGGCCUCAAUUUAGCUCUCGCAGUCGAUUGACCUGAGAUCAUAAAAAUCCACAACAAAACUGUAUGACACUAAUUGGAAGCUACCCUCAACUGCCAAGUGUACAUGAGACUGUGUCAGAGGUCGGACAGGCCUCCUACUGCUGCUAGGUUGGUGUCUGUCUGUUAGUCACUCUCGCUUGCCUUUCCCCUCUUGUGUAAGUCUUUCUUUUGAACACCGCAGUACGUUGGCCUUUUUUCCCCUAUUGUGUAUUAUGUACUGUCUGCUGCUUCUGCAAAACGUAGAUGUUUUUCUCCUCAAGUCACAUUGGCCAAAGGAGAAAUCCACAGCUGGCAACUAUUUUAUCCUUUUUUUAUUUUUUUUUUAUUUUUUUACUUUUUUUGGUGAUAUUUAUAUUUUUGUAUGAUAAGAU